ACAAAAGAAAAGGGGUAUUGGAAUUGGACUCCCACAGAGAGAGAGAGAGAGAGGAAGAAAAUAAAGAGAGACGAUAUCGACGCCCCUCCAGUUCUUGAUCCCUCCCUAUAUCUCCUGUUCGCAAAAUCCAAAAGUAAAAAGCGAAAAGAAGUAUAAUCAUUAUCGUCCCCAACAAGAAUCCGACCCCAUUUUUUGCUUUUCCUCAUCAACUAUUUGCACCAUAGUUACAAUAAUUCUUUCUUUCUCCUUUUACCCCAAAAUUUACGUGAUAAUAUUUUUGAGAUCCUAGUUUUCUUUCCUCCCUCCAUGAUUUUGACCUAUCUGUAGCAGAUCUAAGAUUCUUCAAAAACGCAGUCGUAGCAGAUCCGCCAAUCACCGGUUUGAAGAUUUUCAGAUUCCGUCCAUGGAUGAUUUUAGAGGAAUCUUGACGGAGGACUUCGGGUUCAAGCCUCAGGGGAAAUCUGCUCCAAUGGCGUCUUCUCGGAAUUCUGGUAGUUAUGGACUUGGAUCCGGGGCGCCUGCCCACUCCCGAUCAUCAUCUGCCACGAAAUCAUCAGCUCCGAUUUUCGAUGAUCGGGAUCGAGACGGGAUUCUCUUCGAUGACGUCUUCGGUGGACCUUUCAAGAACAGCAGCGAGCCUCGCGGUGGUUCGUUCGAUUAUGAUUAUGAUUCCAUAUUUAAGGACCAGAAUUUGAAUAAAAACAAUGUGAAGUCCUCAACGAUGCCGGUCUUUGACAAGCCCGUUUAUGAUGACGAUAUAUUUGAAGGAUUGCCUGGGCUGAAGAGCGCGUCCGUAAAUUCGUCCGCGGUGAAGCAAGAAGACGCGUUCGCGUCAAUUUCAACGUCGCCGCCGAAGAGUAGAUUGCAUAGCAGCUCCGCUUUUGAUGAUCUAUUGGGUAAUUUGGGGAGGAAAGAAACGGAGUUGAAGAAGGAGAGCGUGAAAGUGGAGAAUGAUUCUUCGGCCUUCGAUGAUUUACUUCCUGGAUUUGGUAAUAGUAGCUCCCCUAACAGGUCCACUUCGCAGUCCCCUAGGUCUCAGAUAUCAUCUGCAACUUCUGCAAAAAAAUCCUCAAAUGCGAUGGAAGACCCAUUUGUAAUCCUCGAGACAACUGCAACUCCUCCAGUAACAUCUGAAGGUUCCCCUGACCCACUGGAAGAAAUUAGUAAGAUCGGUAACUCUGGAAGCCAAAAAAUGGGCAGUUCAUCUGCAAGUCGGGGAGUGUUUGAUGAUUUAGAUCCCCUUGAUGGUCUUGGGAAAUCUGUUCCCCCAGUGUCGACCGAGAUUAAGAAUGGGGUAAAGGAUAGGAGCCCCUUGAGAACUGGAUCAAGCAGGAGUACUACUUAUUUUUCUGUCAAUGAAACGAUAGACAAACACCCUAUGGAAAAUACUGAGGGUCUUUCUUUUAACUCUCGGAAGAAACCUGUUGACAAUUUUCAGGAAUCACCUCAAACUCUGUUUGACAUGCCCACGACCUCGACAGUCUUUCGUAAUUCUGCUGGUCGAAGUACUUCACCCCCUGCGUAUGUGAACACCAAUCAUAAUGACCCAAAUUCCCAUGUAAAUGUAGCUGGAGGACAUGAGGAGAAUUCAGAUCCAUUGGUUGAUGUAUGGCUUACUGUAUCAGAAAUACCUCUUUUUACACAACCCACACUUGCUCCACCACCUUCUAGACCACCUCCCCCAAGACCAUCAUGGGUGUCUAGGCCUUCGGGUGGUUCUUUCCCAUCAUCAAAUUCGAGAAAGAAGGUUAAUGAUUUUUCUUCCUCUGCAAGUUCCCCUCAGUACUCUUAUAGCCCUAAGUCUGCUCGUGCAGCAAGGAGUUCCACGAAAUCUCAAAUUGACGGACUUGAGGAUUUCGCCAUGGGUAGGACUGGGAAUAAUAUUAAUGAGCACGGAGAAACUCAUUCUGGUGAAGAUUUGGAUUCUAACUCUGUUGCUGCGGCUUCUGCUGCUGCCAUGAAGGAGGCUAUGGAUAGAGCCGAGGCCAAGUUCAGACAUGGUAGGGAGAUGAGGGAGAGGGAGUAUCUAAAGACUGCUCGGAAUAAGGAAAACCUUCAAUUGGAUAAAGAUGAAAAAACUGUGUUAGAUGGUCAGGAGAGAGAAAUAAGAGAAAAACAAGAGAGGCAACAAAGGGAGGAAGAAGAGAGAGAACAGAGGAGGCAUGAGAGAGAAAGGGAGAGAGCUCGUGAAAUUGAGAGGGAAAGGGAGGAAAGAGAGAAGGAGCAAAGGAGAAUGGAGAGAGAGCGGAUUGAGAGGGAAAGGGAAUUGGCCAGACAAGCAGUAGAAAGGGCUACUAGAGAGGCUCGUGAAAGAGCAGCUGUGGGAGCUCGCCUAAAAGCUGAAAGGGCUGCUGUUGAGAAAGCAAAUUCUGAAGCUCGAGGACGAGCGGAGAGGGCUGCAGUUCAGAGAGUACAAGCUGAAGCCCGCGAAAGGGCAGCUGCAGAGGCAAGAGAAAGAGCUGAAAGAGCCGCCGCAGAAGCCCGGGAAAGGGCGACUGCAGAAGCACGGGAAAGGGAAUCACGGGAAAAAGCAGCUGUUGCAAGGGCUGAACGAGCUGCUGCAGAAAGGGCUGCUGCUGAGGCUCGAGAAAGAGCUUCUACUGGAGCUAGGGCAAACGAACCAACGAAUGAAGACAAUGAUCUUGAAUCCUUCUUCAGCACGGCUUCUCGGCCAAGCAGUGCUCCAAGGCCAAGGGCAAACUCCUCGGAUCCUGCCUUUGAUACCCAAAACAAGGGAGCUCCAGAAGCUGCUAGGAGGACAUCUGUUGGAGCCUCAUCUACCAUGAGGAAAGUUUCUUCAACAACAAAUAUUGUUGAUGAUUUAACUGCAAUUUUUGGAGCUCCUGCAUCAAGUGGGGAGUUCCAAGAGUUCGAAGGGGAAAGUGAAGAAAGACGAAGAGCUAGGCUAGAACGCCACCAAAGGACUCAGGACCGUGCAGCAAAAGCACUGGCUGAGAAGAAUCAACGUGACCUUCAGGCCCAGAGGGAACAAGCAGAGAGACAUAGGAUUGGUGAAACAUUGGAUGCUGAGAUCAAACGUUGGUCUGCAGGGAAAGAAGGAAAUUUACGUGCUCUGCUAUCGACAUUACAAUAUGUGCUCUGGCCUGAAUGUGGUUGGCAGCCAGUCUCUUUGACUGAUUUGAUAGCUGGUGCUGCGGUUAAAAAAGUCUAUAGGAAGGCAACGUUGUGUAUCCAUCCUGACAAAGUUCAACAAAAAGGCGCUAAUCUUCAACAGAAAUAUAUUGCUGAGAAAGUGUUUGACUUGCUGAAGGAAGCGUGGAACAAAUUCAAUUCCGAAGAGCUGUUUUGAGUUCAUCCAGUGGCUUUAUCACUCAAAACGACUUACUAAUCACAUACACGAGCCCUUUAAAAGUGAUAUCCUGGCCAGCAUAUGUGUUAUCCUAUCACCUGCAAUUGUCUGCAUCAGAUGACAUAUUGUAUCGGGGCAGAAGGAAAUUGGAAGAUUUGUUUCGGAGGCUCCUUUUCAGUUGAUUGAAAUGCCUGAAGGUCGAAGUGAUGUUCCUUCAGUCAGUUUGCUGUCAGCAGAUAUAUCCUUCAGGAUAUGCUCCUGGCAGUGGGAGUCACUUGGUGGUGUAGAGUGAUGUCCACAUAUUUCUCCAUUUCAGUUUGUAUACACGUCUGAGAUGAGUUGUUUUCCCCCCCUUUCUUUUGUUUGUGUCAAUUCUUUGUUCUUAUAAUUAAUUGUUGGCCUUUUGGUUGGGCGAACAUAGAGCUCUUUAUCUCUCAGUGAAAGCAUUGUUUAUUGGAAAUAUACCAGACCGUACAUGCAGUGUAUGACUGUUGAGCUUAGUAACUCUGAGCUGGAAGUUUUUCACAUAUAUAUAUAAUUUUU
Molecule: messenger RNA, 3853 nt
Organism: Tripterygium wilfordii
Lineage: Eukaryota; Viridiplantae; Streptophyta; Magnoliopsida; Celastrales; Celastraceae
Product: auxilin-related protein 2-like
Exons: 8
Coding region: 404-3310 (968 amino acids)
Biological process (GO): clathrin coat disassembly; clathrin-dependent endocytosis
Cellular component (GO): vesicle; intracellular membrane-bounded organelle; cytoplasm
Molecular function (GO): clathrin binding
Source: RefSeq, a predicted model, not a curated record